Messenger RNA from Rotaria sordida, 1236 nucleotides. The record is from the annotation of a GenBank genome assembly. NCBI's taxonomy places the organism in Eukaryota, Metazoa, Rotifera, Eurotatoria, Philodinida, Philodinidae.
AUGUCAAACUUAAAUGAUAGUAUGAAAGAAGAAGAAAAAGAUGUUGUAAUAGUCAGCAAUGAUCUGAGUGAUUCUUCAUUGUUAUCUAAUUCAAGUACGAUUCCAUCGAAUGAAGAAUUACCUAUUCCACGCUUACAGGAUUCAUCUUCAAGCUUAAUGACAAGUCUCAUUACUACAACGUCACAAUUAUCAAUAUCAUCUGAAAUCAUUAGUCAAUUACAUAAUGUAACAUUGCCUUAUCCAUUGCAAUUAGAUAAAGAAUAUAUGUAUCGAAUUGGAUUAAAUCCAAAUGAAUUUAUAGAUUAUUGUCAAUCUGAACUGAUGAACUUUAUGUUUAAUGAUCCAAUGGAUAUUAUUGAAAAUUUUAUUCAAUAUCGUUUGAGAAAAGGCUUAGAUAUUGGUAUUAAUCAAGAAUGUUUUGAUCAUUUAAAUAAUGUUCGACAAAUUUAUUCUAAUGAUGAAUCGUUCGAACAUGAUGUUUAUAAUUAUAUUGAGGUUCAAAUCAUGAAAUUACUCAAUUCUCCAAAUUUUGAUUCAUCACCUGAUAAUCAAUGGUCUCAAAUACCUUGUCCUACUUUUAAUUCAUCAACAUUAGAAGUUGUUUAUUAUGAUUUGAACAUUUAUCCUAAUCGAUCUAAUUUCAAAAAAUGUAUGCAUAAUAAUUUAAAUGUAUUUGAUUUAUUGGCAAAAUCUCAAAUAGAAAAAGAUGAAAAUAUUCGCUUAUAUCAUGGUACAGAUGUUGAAUCUGUUAAAAAAAUAUGUCAAUAUGGAAUAAAUUUAAACGCAUCUCAUCGUCUUGGUUCCGAUUUUGGACCAGGAUUUUAUGUGACAGACAAUUUUGAUGAUGCUCUGCACAGAGCAAUGAGCAAAUCAGCACUAAAUAAAACAUGUGGUGGCGUUAUUUGUUUUCAAAUUCGAGAUAUUGAGUAUCAUCAGUUUAAUGUACAAGAGCUAAAUGAAACAGCAGAAGAAUCUAGUAAUCCUCUCGAAUGGAGUAACUUUGUGAAAUUAUGUCGUCGUCGAUUUGCAGAAUAUCCACAUAUGUUUCGACGAGAUGCUUUUUGCGGUUCUGUUUGUAAGAAUGCAGAAAAAGUUUAUCGAACAGAAAAUGAACGACCACAAGUAAAAAUGCUUGAAAAUAGAAAACCCAAACAGAUAUGUAUCAAAAGUACAACUAUGGCAUCAAAACUUGAAGGUUCAAUCUUUGGUUUUUAUGUUAUUGGUAUAUCAUCAUAA